This is a messenger RNA of Echinops telfairi (small Madagascar hedgehog), 3275 nucleotides long. RefSeq names its product interleukin 4 receptor (gene IL4R). Gene Ontology annotation, molecular function: protein binding; cytokine receptor activity. Bases 100 to 2544 code for a protein of 814 amino acids. The transcript is spliced from 10 exons. Gene Ontology annotation, cellular component: external side of plasma membrane; membrane. Gene Ontology annotation, biological process: production of molecular mediator involved in inflammatory response; cytokine-mediated signaling pathway. The record is from RefSeq and is a predicted model, not a curated record. Lineage: Eukaryota; Metazoa; Chordata; Mammalia; Afrosoricida; Tenrecidae.
UCAGAAGAAGGCUGGGGCGCAAGGGGUCCCCCCACUUUCCGCUCGCGGCGCACGAACGGCUAAUGGACGUAGAGCUCAGAGGUGCCUGAGGACCUCCCAAUGGGGUGGCUUUGCUCUGAGGUCAUCUUUCCCGUGAGCUGCCUGAUCCUGGUAUGGGUGGUCAGCUCUGGCAGCAUGAAGGUUCUGCAGAAGCCCACUUGCUUCUCCAACUACAUCAGCACCUCCACUUGUGAGUGGGAGAUGGAGCGCCCCACCAACUGCAGCGCUGGGCUGCUCCUCUCAUACCAGCUGCAGAAGUUUCUGUUUCUUGAACGCGGCUCCUGUGUCCCGCAGAACAAGGAAGAGGCGCGGUGCGUUUGCACUCUGCUUAUGGACAGCCCGGACUUCUAUGACAACUACAGCCUGAGACUCAGCGCUGGGCCCCAGCUGCUGUGGGAAGACUUCUUCCAGCCCAGCCAGCACAUCAUACCCAGGGCGCCGGAAAACCUCACGGUGGAGAAGAAUGUCUCUGAUCACCUGCAUUUCACGUGGAGUAACCCCUAUGCCCCUAACGACAACCUGUACUCGGAGCUCACCUACCUGGUCAACAUCUCAAAUGAAAACGACCCCUCAGAUUUCAAAGUGCAUGAGGUGAACUACACAGGAUCCUUCCUGAUACUGCCGGCCAAGUUCCUAAAGUCUGGGGUCCACUACAGGGCGAGAGUGAAGACCCGGGCUCUGGAGUACAGUAGCUCCUGGAGCGAAUGGAGCAACAGCUGCACCUGGUACAACAACUACCAGGAGGACACCCUGAAUCAGCAGCUCCGGCUCGGCGUCAGCAUCUCCUGUGUCCUUAUUCUGGCCGUCUCUGUGUCCUGCUACUUCCUCGUCCUCAAGAUUAAGAAAGAAUGGUGGGACCAGAUUCCCAACCCCGCCCACAGCCCCCUGGUGGCCAUCAUCAUCCAGGACACUCAGAUGUCACUAUGGGGGAAGCUGUUCCGAGACCAGAAGCCACCCAAGAGCCCACGCUGGAAAACGUGCCUCGCCAAGCUCCUGCCGUGUCUGCUGGAGCCGCUGGAGCCAGGCAAGGAAAGGGAAGAGUCUCUCCCCAAGGCGGCCCAACAGGGGCCUCUCCAGGGCCCUGGAAAGUCAGCCUGGUGCGCUGUGGACCUCAGCAGGACGGUGCUGUGGCCGGAGAGCAUCAGCGUGGUACAGCGGGUGGAGCUGCUGGAGGCCCAGGUGGCGGACAAGGAGGAGGAGGAAGAAGUGGAGGAGGAGGACUAUAAAGGGAGCCUCCGCCCGUCCCCAGACAGCAGUGCGCUCAGCUUCCAGGAGGGGCGGGCGGGCAUCGCGGCCCGGCUGACUGAGAGCCUGUUCCUGGACCUCCUGGGGUGCCAGGAGGAGGCCUUCAGCCCGCAAGGUUCGGGGGACUCAGUCCCUUCCUCGCCACUGCGAAGCAGGACCACCCAGGCGCCCUGGGUGCCGUUGCCAGGCACUGAGCCCGAGCCGGCAGCUCUGCAGGGCACCGGCCCAGAGCUGUCCAGCCAGCCUCUCGCAGAGGUGCCCGCGGUCGUUGCAGACAACCCCGCCUACCGGAGCCUCAGCACGUUGCUAAGCACGUCCCCGGGCCCGGGAGCGCCGGCCUCGGACCCGCGGCUGGCCGAAUCCCCGGGGGAAGCCGACGCACAGGUCCCCUCCACCCCUGAGCCCUCCGAGCAGCCCGGAUCUCUGCAGCCGGAGACCUGGGAGGAGAUUCUCCGCCAGCGCGUCCUGCAGCACGGGGCCGCCCCGGCCCCCACCCCGGCCAGCGGUUACCGCGAGUGGACGAGCGCAGUAGGGCAGCCGGGCGCCCAGCUCGGCCAGACGGCCGCCUGCAGCCCCGCAGCAGGAGAGGCUGGGUACAAGGCCUUCUCCAGCCUGCUCCCCAGUGGCGCAGCCUGCCCGGGAGCACCAGGGGUGGAGGCCAGCAGUGGGGCGGGAGGCUACAAACCCUUCCAGAAUCUCCUUCCUGGCUGCCCUGGGGCCUCUGUCCCUGCGGGGAUCCCGCGGUUCACCUUUGGACUAGACAUAGAGCCCCCUCUCAGCCCACAGGACUUCCUCUGUCCAAGCAGGUCCCCGGAGCAUCUCGGUCUGGGGCCUGGGGGGAAGGGUGGGGACAGCCAGAAGCCACCGCUCUCCCCAGAGCAUCCUGGGGACUCCCUCCGGGAUGACCUGGGCAGUGGCAUUGUCUAUUCAACCCUCACCUGCCACCUGUGUGGCCACCUGAAGCAGCGUCACGGCCAGGAGGAGCGUGGCCAGCCCCAGGCCAUGGCCAGCCCCUGCUGCGACUGCUGCUGCUGCGGGGACAGGUCCUCGCCCCCAGUGAGUCCCCAGACCUCCCCAGCAAGUGGGCUUCCAUGGGCAGCUGGUCUCUCGUCAGCAUCCCCAGCUCCCUUGGGGGUCUCUAAAGAAGGUCAGUCCUUACUGGCCUUCCAGUCUUCUCUCAACCAAGCUCAGAGCUCAGACCAGCCCCCCAAGGUGGCGGCCAUAGCUUCCACAGAAGCCCUAUGCAUGAAGGUGCCGUAAGUGUGCCACCUGUCUUUGGAUGCCCCCCUCCCCCAGCCCCAUACUGGGCUUCUUAUCCACACCUGGAAAAGGCCACCACCAGGAAGGCAAGUUUCUGCAAGACUUAGAACCCUGCCCGUCCUGGGGACUACAACAAGACAAUGGCUGGGCCCAUCACAGGGCCCCCACACCGCCCCCUGCCCUGAGACCAGGGGUACUGGGCAGCUGGGGCCCAACAGGGCUCCGUUCAUGGGGCCUGGCACUGUCCCCAGCUGUGUGUCCCUGUCCUGCGGGCUCCACAUUCCACACACAGCUCCACUGUUGCCCUGUCACACUCAGGCCUGAGGUCCGCAGUCCCUCUCCCGGAACUGGGAACUGGUCUAGAAAUGAACAAGUUCCAAUAGAGGAAAUAGGAUGUGAGGUGGGGGGCGCAUUUCAGCCCAGGGAGGGUGGUUGCCACCCCCUCUGGAGUGGCCAUUCAUGCAGCAGUGCUUGACAGAGCUCACCGUGGAGACAGAGUCCGGGCUCUCAGGUGGCACUUUGUCACAAGCAGCAAGGAGGUUCCCACCUGUGGCUGCCCUCACCCUCCCUGUCCCCUCCCCCCACCCCCCACUGAGUGUUGGUCCCAGUCCCCUGGCCAGUCUAGGGCCAGGCAGUGUGGAAUCAGGAGAGUUACUCCCUGUUGUCUGUGCUGUGGACGGUGGGUGGGAGGAGGUGGGAUUUGUAGAAAAUAAAGGCUUUUUUUAACUUUU